This is a messenger RNA of Oryzias latipes (Japanese medaka), 5564 nucleotides long. RefSeq names its product TNF receptor-associated factor 2. The record is from RefSeq and is a predicted model, not a curated record. Gene Ontology annotation, cellular component: cytosol; plasma membrane signaling receptor complex; cytoplasmic side of plasma membrane. Gene Ontology annotation, biological process: tumor necrosis factor-mediated signaling pathway; positive regulation of canonical NF-kappaB signal transduction; regulation of apoptotic process. NCBI's taxonomy places the organism in Eukaryota, Metazoa, Chordata, Actinopteri, Beloniformes, Adrianichthyidae. Gene Ontology annotation, molecular function: ubiquitin-protein transferase activity; tumor necrosis factor receptor binding; zinc ion binding.
UUCCGGUGCUGGCGCAGCUUCGGUGGUUCGGUGUUGCGGUCCAGUCCAGCCGCUGGCUGAUGAGGUUCUCUCCUCUGUGGUGUUCUCCUGGUUCAGCAUCGCUCCCCGGCGUUCCCGGCCGCCACGUGAACGCGCCUGGUCUGCAUGGCUUCGUGACAUAAGCAGGUGCACGCGCCUGAAUGAAUCUGAGAAAAAGCGAUGAGGGGCCGCUGGCGGUUAUUUCGAAAAUCACCCCCGGCUGCGUUUGCGCUCUUGAACACACCCCACUGAGUCCGGUUCUGUUCCGGAAUAAUGGCGGCCCAGCAGGAGCCGUCUCCGCCGUCCUCCCUGGAGGGCAGCAAGCCGGGCUUCCCGAGGAAAAUCCUGGCCAACUGCCUCGAAGACAAGCACCUGUGCAACUCGUGUGAGAAGAUCCUGCGCAGGCCCCUGCAGGCCCAGUGCGGACACCGCUUCUGCUGCUUCUGCUUCAACAGAACCGUCAGCUCUGGGCCACAGAAAUGCAGUGCGUGCAUCAAAGAGGACCUGUUUGAAGAACCCACCUCCAUUCUCAAGCAGGGGGGUGCCUUCCACGACAAUGCAGCACGGAGGGAGGUGGAGGCCCUGGCUGCAGUCUGUCCCAACGAAGGAUGCACGUGGACGGGCACUGUCAAAGAAUAUGAGGCCAGUCAUGAGGGCUCCUGUGACUUCACUAUCAUCAUGUGCCCUUCUUGCAAAGAGCUGAUGAGAGCCAACGAGCAGGAGCGCCACAACGAGAGGGAGUGUCCGGAGAGGACGCUCAACUGCAAAUACUGCAAGGAGCCCUUCCUGCUGAAGAACAUCAAGGAACAUUGUCAGUUGUUGUCUUCGUUGAUCUUCCAGGCUCAUGAUGAAAUCUGUCCAAAGUACCCAAUGAUGUGUGAGGGCUGUGCCAAGAAAAAGAUCCCCAGAGAAAAGUAUGUGGACCAUAUUAAGUUCUGCAGUAAAUUUAAAGCUCCAUGCAGAUUUCAUGUUGUUGGCUGCGACACGUCUGUGGAGAAGGAGAAGAUCCAUGACCAUGAGCGGCAGUGCUCUUACGAGCACCUCAACCUGCUGCUGCACUUCAUCAUGGGCAUCAAGGUGAGCCUGGAGAGCCUGCAGCCUCAGAGGCUGGAGGUGGCCAGCCAGAAGUUGCACGAGCUCCACCAGUCUCUCAGGGAUCUGGAGCUGAGGAUGAGCCAGCUCGGCAGGAGCGGCACAGCUCCCCUGCAGGGUGUAUGUGCCGCCACUCUGGCCACCUCCUUCACCCCGCUCCACAGCGCCAUGGGUGCUGCUCUGGAGCUGCAGCUGCAGAGCGAGAAGACCAAGGUGGCGGAGCUGAGCCGGCGGUGCCAGGAGCUGGAGCUCAAAGUGAGCACGUUUGAAAACAUCGUGUGCAUCCUCAACCGAGAGUUGGAGCGCUCCUGCGCCACCAUGGAGGCCUACAACCGCCAGCAUCGACUGGAUCAAGAUAAGAUUGAGAUCCUUAGUAAUAAGGUCCGUCAGCUGGAAAGGACUGUGAGCCUGAGGGACCUGUCCAUCGUGGAAAUGGAGGGCAAAAUGAAGGACAUGUCCGCAGCCACCUACGACGGCAUCUUUAUAUGGAAAAUCUCUGAUUUCACCAAGAAGAGGCAGGACGCCAUGGCUGGACGAGCUCCAGCAAUGUUUUCUCCUGCAUUUUAUACGAGUAAAUACGGCUACAAGAUGUGUCUGCGGAUCUACCUGAAUGGUGACGGGACGGGCCGCGGUACGCACUUGUCUCUGUUCUUUGUGGUCAUGCGGGGACACAGCGACGCGCUUCUCAAGUGGCCUUUUAAUCAGAAGGUCACGCUUAUGCUGCUGGACCAGAACAACAGGGAGCACAUCAUCGACGCCUUCCGGCCCGACAUCUCGUCCUCAUCUUUCCAAAGGCCCGUCAGCGACAUGAACAUCGCCAGUGGCUGCCCACUCUUCUGUCCACUGUCUAAGCUGGACUCCAAGAACUCGUACAUCCGUGAUGAAACCAUCUUCAUAAAGGCUAUUGUAGAUCUCUCUGGGCUCUAGGCAGAAUUUGAGGACAUAAACCAGUUUUGCCUUUGUUGCUACUAAACCAUAACUGACCCCUGCGAGUUGAGUCUCUGCCUGAUUAGCUGGAUGUGGUUGAUAAUGUCGAUGGCCGUACGCAGGAUCAAGUCUUUGCUUAGGCUCCUGGUUGUAAAGGUUAUCAUAAACUGUGUCGAUCACCCAGGCAUUUAUCUAAAUGACUCAACAAGUGAGGGUAACUUGGAGACCAUUGUUCUCCAGAUCUGUCUGUAUGCCCAUCUGCGGUUUCUUCACGUGUUUCUUCAUGUGCUGAGUCGACAGAUAGAGGUUCUAUUUCCAAGACUUCUAACCUCUUCGUGGAAACUAAGGUGUUUCAGGCGCGGCAGAGUGGUCGUUUCCAGCCCUCAUCAGGCUAGCAGCCUGUACGCAGGAGAUUCCAAGAUGUCUUAAAACAAGUACAGGCUUCAUUAGCUUGUAGGAGCCGCAGCACCUCUCUCUUAUCUCACAGGAAUAUGAACCACAGUCAGAAAAUAUUAGGUUUGUCGCAAGUGUCUUCGACCUGCUUCAGUCUGCUCUCGAAGUAGUUUCUACAUUACCGAAAUCUGACAGUCCUUGAAUGUUUGUGACAUUUGUGCCUCACUGCACAAAUAUAAACUGCUUUAUUUAAAUCAAAACGUCACCUGUAGGUCAUGAAUCGUUUGGGGAACAGCUGUUCAAAGUUAUUACAAAGGAAACCUGUCGACUGUGUCUUCAGGUGGUCGUAGGAGCUGAUGCAUUUCCAACUCCGCAGAGGGUUUGUCGGGUUUGUGCAUCUGUGACUCACCUGCAGAAUAAAGCAUCUGAGGGAAAUUCCAUCUUUCUAUCGGUGGGAUCUUGAAUAUUUUCUUAUCUUUUUAUGCAGUUACAACUCAAACAUCAGAGCCAGAUGGAAUCAGUCCAGAGCUGUUUGGUUUCAGUGUGUCAAAAAUAACAUCUGUGGUUGUAAACUUUGUUUGAAUUCCAGGAAUUCCGGGUCAUCGUGUAGGAUGGGGAUGACCGAGAGCGCCUUCUUAUCUUCACUAUGUGGCAAGAAAGAUAUGUGAAGGAUGAACUGACCAUUUUCAUGAAUGUUCUGGAGAUUAGGAAACAUUAAAUGUGUUUUUUAGGUACAAUUUAGAUAAACUGUCAGGAUUCAUUAGUUGCAUCCAUGCCUGUAGUUUCACACCAGCUUCACGAUGUUCCAGAAGAUGCAGCAGCUUCUGCAGAGCGCGUUCACAUCAGUAUCUAUCCCUUUUUCCACACAAAAAAACAAAAAAAAACAUUGGAGCAUCCAAAGCUUCAAGACAGAAACUGUGUUGGAGCUGAAAGUUUUUAUUUUUCCCAUAAAGCAGGAUUGUUAUCCUCCUUUUAUGAAAUGAAGUUUGUGGUGAGGCUUGCUGCAAUUAAAACUUUUUAGUUCUCAGCAAGAAAUUCCAUCCAAACUGGACCAAGAAAACUCCACCCAAAGAACUUAUAUGAUUGAAGAUUUGGGUGUGCAUAUUCUGCAUGUGCAGUAUUCCGUUUCUUCUGGACAUUUUGUUACAUGUUCUGCGUAUAUGUUGUGUAUUUUGUGUUUUGGGAAUGGUCUGUGCGCCAUCAUAUUUCCUUUUUGUCUUGUCCAGCAGCAGAGCAAACCCAGAGAAGUCGUUAACAUCUAGUUUUUGCUGAUUUUACUGUUAAUGAAGUUAUUAUAUUACCUUCUUCACAUUCAAGAGAUUUAUAUUUACAGUGGAGGAAAUAAGUAUUUGAUCCUUCUUGACAGAAACACAAAGUACUUAGUGGCAAAACCCUUAAUGUCAAGCACACUCUCCAUGACCCUAAUAUGCUUUUUCUCCAGCCAUUCCUUUGUUCUCUUGGCUGAAUGUUUUGGGUCAUUUGGGCCAUCCAAGGAGGAGGUUAUCACUCAGGAUUUGAUGGUACAUGGCUCCGCCCAUCCUUCCAUUGGCUACACAGUGAAGUAGCCCUGUGCAGAAAAGACAAUGUUUCCACCUCCAUGCUUGAUGGUGUUCUUGGGGUCAUCAGCGGUAUUUCUCCUCCUCCAAAUGUGACAGGUUGAGUUGAUGCCAAAGAUUUUUGGUCUCAUCUGACCACAACUCCUUCUCUCAAUCACUCUCUGAAUCACGUAGGUGGGUAUUGGUAAACUUCAGACGGCCCCUUCUUAAGCAGGGCUACUUUGUUGUGUAAAGUAUGACAAAGGAUUUUUCUUGGUGACUGUGGUUCCAGCUGCUUUGAGAUCCUCCACUAACUCCUGUCGUGUUGUUUUGGGCCGAUUUCUCUCGGUUCUCGUGAUCAUGGAAACUCCAUCAGGUCAGAUCUGGUUUGGAGCCCCAGACCUAAAGGUGGAUUGAUGGAUUACGUCCUUGUAGUUUUGACCAAUUGCCCCUGAGAUUGGGCCUCCCAGAUACAAGUCACAGUGUGACUAAACCAGGGAGACGGACCAAAAAGCCUCAGCUAGGCACAGAAUGAACACCAUGAAUGCCUGAUGACCUGCCCGAGCCCCGUCCACCUGGAAGUCUAGUGAGCUUAGAUUAAAGACACUCAUUACUUAGGCAAGUAAUGAUGGGAUGUCUGUGCAAACAUCCAGUUAUUCUGCUGUUGAUUAAACAUCGUGUCUACAAAUGUUAUGGUUGCUGCUAUUUUGCGUCUCAUCUUUUGUUUUGUAGUUGUUUCCUGUGUGGCUUCCUUUGAGUUUGCUUUAGCUUUUGUGUGCUCACUCUGACAGAUUGAAGUCAAGUGUUUACAUCUCCUUCCUGUCCACAAGUAUAAAAAAAUCUAUUACUUGUUCAUGCCUUUACAGAAGAAUGGGCCGGCAUUCAGGGGGGUUCCUUGUAUAAAAUCUCUUCCGUCCAGGGGGUGGACUCGUGAGUGAACCUGCCGGAACUUCAAACUUCGCUCAGUUGCUGGUGUUGGAGGUGGGCGGAGUCAACUCCACUUUACACACAUUGUGUAGGCUUGUAUUGUAAAGCAGUGUCUUAUUUUUGUUUGGUAAUUUUUCAGUUAGUGGAGGGUGCAGCAUGUGCGUGUGUGUAUGUUUGUUCACUGAAAGCUGAGGGUUCAGUUUGUGUUGUGCUUGUAUGAUUGUGACAAACUGUAGCGGCUGCAGCUUAUUGCAAGAGAAACAUGUGCGACAAAAUGGCAGCAGUCUGUGAUUUCCAUGUAUGAGAGCAGUUUGGCAAACAGACUUUGUACAUUCAGGCAGCAGUCACCUCCAACAAAGGGCUUCACAUCUCAUCUCCAUCCAGGAAAUACGUCGCCUGACUGGAGUCUUCAUCUGGUGUGUUGAAUGUAAACAACCUUCUGUCGACUUCAACGCCACACUGCCUCACUGUUGAGGACAGUAACACAGCUGUCCCAACCAAAAGAGACAACAUUCAUAAAGGUUUUUGUUUUUCAUCUCUGAAGUCAAAAUGUUUCCUUCUGUAGUAACCAUGAGUCUGAUCCUAGUGUGUAAUUGUUACUCUUUGUACAAUCAGAUGUCUGUUCUGUAUUUGUAUUUAGUUUGAAUAAAGUUUCAAGAGUUCAGGCUGAAA